CCCACCUGUGUCGCUAACAUCUUCAUGACCGAAAGUACAUGCUCUCAUCCCUACGCAAAGGGUCAAUCCGAUUAGGACAGUCCGUCAUGAAGCUCGAUCCCGCCGUGGUCAAACUGCUCUCUCUGGACCCGGAACACACCACCGUUUCCUCAGCCGGUGGAGGGGGUUGUUCGUCGGCGUCUACGUCAAAGAUCACAGAAAAAGGUAGCGAUGGGAAGGAGAGGUGUUUCUUUAUGAAGACGGGUAGUGGGAAGGAGGCAAAGGUUAUGUUUGAAGGCGAACACGCCUCCCUCAACGCAAUCCACACCGCCGUGCCAACCCUGUGUCCCCAAUCCUUCGGCUGGGGUUCCUUCACCUCAUCUGCAGGGACCUCUUUUCUAGUAACAGACUUCCUCACUCUCACAUCCCGCCGCUCAUCCACCUCCAGCACCGCCUCUCUAGCCUCUAAACUCGCAAGUCUCCACACCACCCCUGCGCCCAUCCCGGAUGGCUACGAUAAGCCUCAGUUCGGCUUUCCCGCCACGACUUGCUGCGGCGACACGCCUCAAGACAACUCUUUCAAGAGUUCAUGGGCGGAAUUCUACGCCCAGAACCGGUUGCGCUUCAUCCUACGUCGCGCGGAGGCUGCGAAUGGAAAGGAUGGGGAACUGCACGAUUUAGUGGAGAAAUCAGCUUCGAAGGUGGUCCCGCGGCUGCUCGGAGACGACCAUCUGAAUGGAGGCAAGGGAGUGGUGCCAGUAGUCGUGCAUGGGGAUUUGUGGAGUGGGAAUGCGGGGGUUGGAGUAUUUGGCACGGAUGCAGGGAAGGGAGAGGCAGAAGAGGUAGUCUACGAUUCCAGUGCGUGUUAUGCGCAUAGCGAGUUCGAGCUUGGGAUUAUGAAGAUGUUUGGGGGGUUUGGGGGCAGUUUCUUGAAGGAGUAUCACGGGUUGGUACCAAAGACGGAGCCGGUCGAGGAGUAUGAGGAUCGGGUAGCGUUGUAUGAAUUGUAUCACCACCUUAAUCAUUACGCGCUAUUUGGGGGUGGGUACAGGUCGGGUGCUGUUAGUAUCAUGAAGGGGCUGGUGAGGAAGUAUGGAAGCUCUUAGAAGCACUCAACGUGGCACCAUAUAUAGGCAGGAGUUGGCCA
Messenger RNA from Mytilinidion resinicola, 1126 nucleotides. RefSeq names its product Ketosamine-3-kinase. Bases 87 to 1085 code for a protein of 332 amino acids. The record is from RefSeq and is a predicted model, not a curated record. The transcript has 3 exons. NCBI's taxonomy places the organism in Eukaryota, Fungi, Ascomycota, Dothideomycetes, Mytilinidiales, Mytilinidiaceae.